AGCGCGCAUGCAGGCAGAAGGAUCAGCACGUCACGAAUCUGCAGAGAUGCUGAAGGACCCGCGAUAGGGACAUUUACAAAAACACGGCGCAGUUGUGCAUAUGUCAGAGCAAAUGACACCUCAUUUCGUUCUCAUGGAGGAACAUUCCGCGUAUUUACACCAUUUGACGUCUUCGACAUGAUUUUAAAGCGUAUUUUAUGAGAAUUAUAAACCACACCCGGCGCUGUGAGGAUCGGGAUUGAGUGGGCACCACCGGGCUCCAAUGCCAGACCGAGGCCACUGCCACUGGUGUUAGGGGACGAGCACGAGUCAGACCACAGACAGGAUGAGCGCAGGGCAGGAGCAGACAGACAUCCUGACCACGGGCAUUCUGGUGAAGGAACGAUGGAAAGUAGUGAAAAAAAUCGGCGGUGGCGGCUUUGGCGAGAUCUACGAGGCUCUGGACCUGAUGAACCGCACCAGCGUGGCUCUGAAAGCAGAGUCCGCUCAACAACCCAAGCAGGUUCUGAAGAUGGAGGUAGCGGUCUUGAAGAAACUUCAAGGAAAGGAUCACGUUUGUCGGUUUGUUGGAUGUGGCCGCAAUGAUCGCUUUAACUAUGUUGUCAUGGAACUUCAGGGCCGUAAUUUAGCGGAUCUGAGGAGGAGCAUGAACCGUGGUACUUUCACAGUCAGUACUACACUCAGACUGUGUCUGCAGAUGCUGGAGGCCAUCGAGAGCAUCCACUCAGUGGGCUUUUUACACCGUGACAUUAAACCGUCCAACUUUGCCAUGGGCCGAUUCCCUAGCACAUGUCGAACAUGCUACAUGUUAGACUUUGGUUUGGCGCGGCAGUUUACAAACUCCUGUCAAGAAGUCAGACCGCCGCGUCCUGUUGCAGGGUUUAGGGGUACAGUACGAUACGCCUCAGUCAAUGCCCACAAGAACAAGGAGAUGGGAAGACAUGAUGACUUGUGGUCUUUGUUCUACAUGCUGGUGGAAUUCUUGGUCGGGCAACUACCCUGGAGGAAGAUAAAAGACAAGGAGCAAGUGGGGAAGUUAAAAGAUACAUACGAUCAUCGGCUGAUGUUGAAACACCUGCCGCCAGACUUCAGUGUCUUUCUGGACCACAUCAGUAAUCUGGACUACUUUACCAAACCUGACUAUCAGCUUCUGAGGACCGUUUUUGAGAAUAGUAUGAGAACCUACAACGUAGUGGAAAAUGACCCUUAUGAUUGGGAAAGGAUGAGCUCCGAUAGCCCACUGACAAUCACCGCUGCGGCAAACACGCCACAGCAUCACACACGCCUCACGCCUGCUCAGAUGGGCGUUUUGAAUGCCUCCUUGAUGCCUGGAGAUCAGAAGGAGAACACAGAUGAAGUUCUGCAGGAUGAGCAGCUCAGUGAUGGGGACAAUGCUCGGCCCGAGAAUCUGCCUGGAUCUCCGAGCCUUCCUCUCAGGAACCAGGAGACUGAUGUCUGGGAGGACCUGGACCGCAAUCGGAACCGAAUCUGUCCUGCUGUCUGGAAGAUGGGAGCAGAGGAUGAACAUAGCAACCAAGGCAAUCAGAGUCCCCAUGCAGGGCUUAGCAUUGGUUCACCAGUGCGAGUCCGGUCAGAGUUGGUGCCCUCAGAUAGAGACACUCCUCUUCUGAGGAAAUUGCGAAACAUUCAUAGUUUUGAGCUGGAGAAGAGACUAACUUUGGAGCCCAAACCCAACACUGAGCGUUUUGUGGAGGCCUGUUCUGGUAAGCAGCCACCUGGUACAGCACGGGAAGGGGAAGCUGAUGGUGUCCCUGGCAUGGCCAUAUCCAACGUAAGUCACACAGAGCGUGUUUGGCACCAUGACGAGGAUUUCCGCUCUGGCGGUGGCUCACCCAAGCCUGCUUCACCUGGAUCUCCUGAGCAGGGCGACGGUGCAGCUAACAGUGGCUUUGUUGCUCUAAACCUGAGCUCAGGUCUACAAGAUGUUGAGUUGCGUGAUUGGGUGAUGGUAGAGAAGGGCUCUGACCUGCAGGACUUCAAAGAGGCAGCAGGAAGUAACCCUGGUCAUAAAGCCAAACUCACUAGUAGCCCAUCAGAUGAGUGUGAAGAGGAGCCAGAGCUUUUGCAGCCAAUGGAUGAAUCACCGGAUAAAGAAUCCACUCCUAGUCCCGUACAAGGAGACGCCCACACGCCUCACACAGUCCAGGGCCCACAAAGGAUGGACCGGUUGGAGCUCUGUGUAUUCCCUGCUGCAUGUGGACCUCCUGUUACCCCCACCAGCCCUGGUGAGGCACUGGCUGAAGGAGCGCUCACACAGCUGCCCACCUCUCCUGCAUCCCAACCUGAGGAGCUCGUGGCGAGGACGUGCAGCCCCCUGCAACUGCGCUCCCCUAGCCCGCACACCCUCCUGACCACCCUGUCGGACCCCCUACACCAGCGCGCCCUGCCCGGGUUGCGCCGCAGCCAAUCUGCAGACCACCAACACCACCCUUCCUCUUCCACCUCCUCGUGCCACGCCUCGCUGCCACUACCUUCCCAGCUCCGUGCCGCCCAUUCGCCUGGACGCAGGAAACUUCCUGCCAUUCCAGCGAGUGCCGCAAACAACAAGUUCCCCUCAGUCAUACGAAUCACCCGCGCUCAGCUACAGCAGCUAACAGCUCAGCGACCUUCUGUGCUGUCCUCCCAAUCUGCAUCUGAAAGUGUUCCAUUGGAGAGACGUGAUACUGAUAAUGGUAACAAUGAGAUCCAUGCUCAAGACAACACAACUGACAUCAACUCCCCACAGGAGCCGGCAGCUUUCCAGCCCACCAGCCCCUCUAAGGUCGAGGUGGAUCCUUUGCUAAAUGGGAAUGGUCCUCAGAAACCUUCAAGCCCAGUGCCAAGCCUGAUGCCGUCUCCACGCACACCUUCCUCUCUGCAUAGCCCAGUUCUGAUGAAAAGCUGUCUUACACCUCCUUUAGACACACAGAUAGACAGCAACAAGUGUCUAAAACUAAAAGACCCCAAGAGUGAUUCGUUCAUUAUUGAGCACUCCUUAGAGCCCAACCAGUGGUCUCUGGAGGAGGGAAAGGAAGGUGGUCCUACCAGAAACGGCCCCUCUUCUCCAGCCUCCAGGCACAGCCGUAUCCCAGUAUUAGAACCAUCUAGCCUUGUGGAUCCACCACCUGGAUCUGCUAAAGAGAAGUUGCUCCAGAGGAGGGUUCACCACAUUCCACUUUCACCCUCCGCUUCCCCGACGUUAUCCUCCGACAGGCGUGUCAUCAUGGCUGCCAUGCAGCGGGACCAGGUUUCUUCUGCCUCUUCUGAACGCUCUCAAGAUGACGAGUCGCUUCUGGGUUCUCGUUCCGAUCGUAAUGGAGAUGAUGCUCCAUCACUGUCCUCUUCCUCCAGUCCACUUUUACGGAAGAGCAAGAUACCACGGCCAGUUACCCCUACUACUAGUGCGGAAACCAUCACGGCACACUUCAUGCCCCGUCCACCACCAGGAAAACCUCCUAGCCGCUCCACUGUGGAUUCAAGGCACCGGCGGUACAGGAUUCCUGCCGGCAGCAGCAGUGACUCAGACCUGCUGACCUGUCUGGCCCAGCUAAUGCAUGCCAGCUCGCCCCGUGGCUCUCCGCACCACAGCUGCUCAUCCCCCCAGCACGUGGACAAGAGGCAUGUGUACGUCAGUCCCAUCUCUGCUCACCACCUCCACCAGCGCAGCUCUAGCGCCUCCCCCCGCAGUUCCUCCUCACUGCAACGCUCCAUCAGCUCUUCCCCGUCCCGCCACGAGCAUCGCGGGGGCUGUCUGACCCGCAGCCGCUCUCCUCCCAGUUUCUCUGGCUCGCCUCCUCUGCGCCGCUCUCAUCCUCACACACAGGAAGGAUGCUGCGGGAGACAGGCUCGCUCCGCCGCCAUUCACACCCAGCGGGGCAAAGCCGGCAUCCGCGAGCUCAGGUGCUCAAGCAAGCUGAGCAGAUAGUCAACCACAGGGUUUAGACACUGGCAGAAGUGGGACAUUUGGGUUUCAAAUGUCCUAAUUUCCGUAUAGCUAAAAACAUUUGAUUCUUAUUCCGCCACGCAUCUGGAUUUUUGCAACUUUGUUUUCUCUCCAUCAAUAGCCUCAAUUUUAAGAUCCUGCUUUGAACACUAAAGUUAGUUUCAGAACAUGGGAGGUUAUACAUGAUGGUGAUUGGCUGGAUCUUUUGUAUUUUAUAGUUUCUUUUCUUUCAAACAUUCCAGAGCAUUAAUGAAGAUGAUUGUAUGUAUCCAUGAAUUACAUAAGGUUUGCAUCAAGCUCA
Messenger RNA from Rhinichthys klamathensis goyatoka, 4244 nucleotides. RefSeq names its product tau tubulin kinase 2a (gene ttbk2a). Gene Ontology annotation, biological process: cilium assembly; signal transduction; peptidyl-serine phosphorylation. Gene Ontology annotation, molecular function: protein serine/threonine kinase activity; ATP binding. Lineage: Eukaryota; Metazoa; Chordata; Actinopteri; Cypriniformes; Leuciscidae. The transcript has 16 exons. The coding region runs from base 326 to 3925 and encodes 1199 amino acids. Gene Ontology annotation, cellular component: ciliary basal body; nucleus; cytoplasm. The record is from RefSeq and is a predicted model, not a curated record.